Molecule: messenger RNA, 186 nt
Organism: Penicillium samsonianum
Lineage: Eukaryota; Fungi; Ascomycota; Eurotiomycetes; Eurotiales; Aspergillaceae
Exons: 2
Coding region: 1-186 (61 amino acids)
Source: RefSeq, a predicted model, not a curated record
AUGGCUACCUGCCAAUCGUCAACUUAUGGUUAUGCUCAGAGCUUCUCAGACCAGCUCGUGAGAGAAGCGAUGUUCCGCGCAAAUAUCACACUAGCCCUAGCUCGAUCCAGCGAACCCCACAAUUUACUGGUUAGUUUCCCUGUCCUUCACUCUGGAAGUAAGUUCUCUGGGCUGCUUACCGAGUAA